GCGGAGCUACGGGGGUUUCCUUGUCUUUGACUGGAGACCGUCGAGCAGGAGAGGCGGACGAUGACAGCAUCCAUUGCUGUUAUUCAGCCUUCACACAUCUCAAUGAACUGCCCGCACAGAGGCCACUGAUCGCGCCCGCUGCGUGUCCUGCAGGGGCAGAGAUACCGAUCAGUGUCUUUCACCCCAGAAGGAGACACUGCGCCCAUCUUUUUUACUUAUGAGUUGUUUUUCAUAGACUCCUCUUUUUUUUAUUUUGAAACUUCCGCAGUCGGCUGCCUCUCUCUGCCUCCACCAUGGUGCUAGGGAAGGUGAAGAGCUUCACAGUGAGCUACGACUGUCUCAAUGACAGCAACGUCCCCGUGUUCUCCAGCGGGGACUGCGUCUCAGGGAGGGUGGUCAUCGAAGUCACCGGAGAGAUCCGCGUGAAAGCCCUCAAGAUCCACGCGAAGGGAUUUGCGAAAGUUCGCUGGACGGAGUCGAGGAACGCAGGCUCCAACACUGCCUACACGCAAAACUACACAGAAGAAGUGGAGUACCUGAAUCACAAGGACAUCUUGAUCGGGCACGAGAGAGACGAUGACAACUCGGAGGAAGGGCUCACCACUAUCCCUUCAGGAAGACAUGAGUAUGCAUUCAGCCUCGAGCUUCCACAGACACCUCUGGCUACCUCUUUCGAAGGGAAGCACGGCAGCGUGCGCUACUGGGUAAAGGCAGAACUUCACAGACCGUGGCUCCUGCCCAUGAAGACCAAGAAGGAAUUCACGGUCUUUGAGCACAUUGACAUCAACACUCCACUAUUGCUGUCACCACAGGCCGGCACAAAAGACAAGACGCUUUGCUGCUGGUUCUGCACCUCAGGUCCUAUUUCCCUAAGUGCCAAAAUUGAAAGGAAGGGGUACACCCCAGGAGAGUCGAUCCAGAUCUUUGCCGAGAUCGAGAACUGCUCGUCCCGCAUGGUGGUGCCAAAGGCAGCCAUCUACCAGACCCAGACCUUCUAUGCCAAAGGGAAGAUGAAGGAAGUCAAGCAGUUGGUGGCCAACCUGCGGGGAGAGUCUUUGUCCUCGGGCAAAACAGAGACCUGGAGCGGCAAGAUGCUGAAGAUCCCGCCUGUGUCGCCCUCCAUCCUGGACUGCAGCAUCAUCCGAGUGGAGUACUCGCUCAUGGUAUAUGUGGACAUACCGGGAGCGAUCAACCUGUCCCUGAACCUGCCCCUGGUCAUCGGAACCAUCCCUCUCCACUCCUUCGGUUCCCGCACUUCCAGUGUGAGCAGCCAGUGCAGCAUGAGCUGGCUGGGCAUGGGCCUGCCCGAGAGACCAGAAGCUCCUCCUAGCUAUGCAGAAAUAGCGACAGAAGAGCAGAGGCAGAGCAGUCUAGACGUCCCAGCAGCCCGUGAGGACCUGGAUGGACCUCUCUUCGCCUAUAUCCACGAGUUCCGCUUCCAACCUCCUCCUCUGUACUCUGAGAUUGAUCCAAACCCGGAUCACGUCAGCCGCACGGAGGAGCGCAGGCUCGAUGCUUGUCCAUCACGCUGAAGGGUGUUCCUGAAAUUCUCCUGACAGAUUUUCAGGAUCUCACAGAAACCUGUUUUGUAGGCUUGGCUUUGUUUAUUUCUCUCCAACGACGAUGUUAACCCUACGCUGUUGACAUCAGGAGAAAAACAAAGUAUCCAACCAACCAACUGACGAAAUCUUGGACAAAUACCCACAGUUGAGUUGGGUUGGACACAUCUGUUUCUGCCUACCCUCAGUGAAAGGAACAGGAGUUACAAGUUUGGGGUGUCGCUUCCUUCCUGUCUCAUGCUGCUGAGGGUGGGAUGUGUACAGAUGAGAAAAAUAAUGACCCCACUAGCAGCGAGAGUCCUGGCGACAGCGUUGACGAUGGGAAGGAAGAAUUCCACACCAAGGCUCAGCCCGCUAAGCUUCUCUUUCACCCCUUGAUUCUUCUGCACUCAUGGCACAUAUGGACAUGGCUCCUCAACACAAAGGGCAGGACUGAUCAUGUCCAGACUUCAGCUGAAUCACAGAAAAUGGGACGAAGAGAGACAAACAACAUCAACAAUAACAACAACAACAACAACAACAUUCUAACCACCACCAGUCUUUAUGAAUGAACGUUUUCAGCGGCAGCAGUCAUCACCAGAGCAAAGACUAAGGUCCCCUUGCCUCAUUUUGGGAUUUUGUUUUGCACAUUUUAUUCUUUACUUGAGUUGUGUGGCUUCGUUUAAUGAUAAGAAUUGAAAAAAAAAAUCACUAAUAGUUUGGUUACAGCCUUGUUAUUUGCCAGACUAAAAACGUUUUAAGACUUUCUUCUGCUUAUCUUUGAGCAACGCUGAGAACAGGAUUUUAUUUUUUGGAAGAAGAAAGUUAAUGAAAAAGACUGAAAAGGUCAAGAACAAUGCACUGAAUCUGUUUUAAGCUGUUUAAGAAUUUUUCUUUCUCUCCUUAAGACAUUUCCUCAGUGACUUAAAACAACUAGACUGGACUUUUACAACAGCUGCAGCAUAAUGAUUUCCCUCUGGAAGCUCUUUAUAAGACGUUGCCUCUUCAGCUUGGAUCUCGGUGUGGCUUCCCUUGUUUGUUUGAUUUUAGUUUAGCUCUGUUAAUCUCUUCUUGUAUUUAGCACAAAUCAUAGAAUAGUUUUAAUUUUUUUGCCUCUUUUGUGUUGUGGUUGCUCUGGUUUUGGACUAGGAGGGUUGCAGACCUGCGUUUGCCACUAAAAUGUUAGCCCAGGAGAAAAGUUGUGCGUAUGCGUUCAUAACAGAAGGUCGAGGUACCUGCCCCGCCCUGAUCGCCUGCAGCCCCUCUACUCCUAAUCUCAGGGUAAACCAGGCUUGCAUAAACUGCCCAAAAAGCACUGUCUCAGGUGGUCUUCUCACUUGCCAAUCGGUUGUUGAAAAAUAGAGUUUAAAAUUGCACUGUUAGAAAAUAAGGACGUUAUUAUUUUUAUUUUUUAAACUACCAAAACGAGACAAUAGACCUGUAGAGAAGCAAGACAUCUUUCUGAGAUGAAUCACAUUCCCUUUUUGUCCUGCUGCACUUGCCCAGUUCAUCCAACCACCAGUUCGAUUUUACCAGACCAGUGAAGCCAGAAUGCUAUGUUCAAAAGAAAAAUGGAAAAAGAAAGGAAGAAGUAAAAUAAGUAGAGGAAAUGACAAUGCUUCUCCGUUUUAGAACCGAACCCAGUGCGUGUGAAAAGCUGGGGACGCUGUUAAACCUCUGUUCAGUCUGGUCAGAACAAGUAGUAGUAGGUUGACAUGAGUAAUACAUUGGUUUUCUAACUCUUUCAACACAAGAAAGUCCAGCUGCAACAGAGGUUUGACAAAGUCAGGAAAUAAAAAAAAUGAAAAGCAGCACUUUUUUUGAUAAGAAAAAAAACUGCAUUCAAUGGUGAAGGUCUGGAGAGGAAAACACAUGUAGGACGUAAAUGCAUUACUUCAUUUUUCUUUAAGAUCAAUAACCUUUUUUCUUUUUUUUAAGUUUACAUUAAAACAUAGCUGACACAAGUUUGUACGCGGUGUGUGUGUGCGUAUGCUUUAAUCGAGAUCCAGCUGGCAACUAAAUACACAGCUUCUGAAAGUAAUCAACGCACUGCAGAUUAUUAAAGUGAUCUUAUCUUAGUGGCCUUGACUCAGACAAAAGAAACCUGAUCAUGAUUCUUCAUCUUUCAGUGUCUACGUUAACUCUUGUUCUCCUUCUUUUUUUUAUUAUUAUGUUUGUGAACACCUGUAUGUUUUACACCUUUUUUGUGUUUUUAUUUUCAAAAAGGACAAAAAGGGAAGAGGUUUAAAAAAAAGAAGACAUCCUGGACAGGUUUCUCGAUUGUGUUUAAUUUUCUGAGACUGAUGAGGGUUGACAUUUUUUUUUCAUGUAUUUCUGGGCAUUGAUAUAGUUUUCUUUCUAGUUUACCAAGAAACCUUGUUGGGUUAGUCUCUCUGACCUCUGACCUUCCCCCCCCCCAGGCCCCAGGGGUGGCAGCUGUUGAUCAGCCCCCCCCGAACUCUGAAAAACAUUUUGGUAACAUGGGACAGCAGACAACCUGCUUCUUCCACUCAUGUUCUAUCCUGUUCUGUUGGUUUGCAGCUCUUUGUUUUUGCAUCUUAUCUUAGGGAAAAGUGAAUCAAGCUACGCUGUGAUGAAUAAGCUCACACAGUGGUUUCAGGUUGGUCGAUUCCAUAGUCCAUUUGCUUGGGCCUCAGAGUAGUCCAGUGUCAAAACUAAGCUAAACUCCUGGUCUGUAUGAAGGCAGGAACUGAAAUGUUCAGAGUUUUAAAGAACCCACGAGACGGGAUCUGAAACAUUUUAGAAACAAAGUGCAAUAUUACUCACUGAAUUUUUCUUCAUUCUCCAAUUGUUUGUUUGUUUUCGUCUUUUUUUUGUCUGUUAAUCAUGACGUUGUAUAGAUAUUCUAUGAAUAUGCUAUGUUCUGAAUGAUUUUACCUUUUGUCUAGUUCUUCCUUUUGAUUUGAAUAAACAUUUUGUUCAAAAUUACAA
Messenger RNA from Platichthys flesus (European flounder), 4490 nucleotides. It is a transcript of the gene arrdc3a, whose product is annotated as arrestin domain containing 3a. Lineage: Eukaryota; Metazoa; Chordata; Actinopteri; Pleuronectiformes; Pleuronectidae. Gene Ontology annotation, biological process: protein transport. The coding region runs from base 294 to 1532 and encodes 412 amino acids. The transcript is spliced from 8 exons. Gene Ontology annotation, cellular component: cytoplasm. The record is from RefSeq and is a predicted model, not a curated record.